Molecule: messenger RNA, 2631 nt
Organism: Teleopsis dalmanni
Lineage: Eukaryota; Metazoa; Arthropoda; Insecta; Diptera; Diopsidae
Exons: 5
Coding region: 1-2631 (876 amino acids)
Molecular function (GO): nucleic acid binding; zinc ion binding
Source: RefSeq, a predicted model, not a curated record
AUGGUGACCAUCGAAUCACUGACGAAGGAACAGUUGAAGGACUUCUUACAACAGCAAGAGUUAUCAACUACAGGCAAUAUGGCAGAAUUAGUUGCAAGAUUAACUGAACACGUGAAGGCAAGCGGCGUAGUUUUACAAUUUACGAACGAUAAUGAGGAAUUGCGGGGGGAAAACGAAGAAUUGAGAAAACAAAUUAGAGAACUGAGCCAAAUGGUGCAACAAGUGGCCAUUAACCAGAAUAACGGUAGAAACAAUCAAAACAGUACUUCAGAAAUGCCUAGUAAGGACCGUAACGCGCAUUCUAUACGAGAAAUCGCAGAAGUUUUGCCCGAAUUCGACCCAACGAAUGAAGAUUCUAUUACGGCUACGCAAUUUGUCGAACGUGUUGAAGCUGUUAUGUCUGUAUAUGCGUGGCCCGAAAAAAGUGUGCUUCUUGCAGUGUAUAGCCGUUUGAAGGGUGUAGCGCGCAUGUGGGUGGACGCAUCACCAAGAAUGCAUGCUACUUGGAAGGAGUUCUCAAAUGAGCUUGUCACCGAGUUCGGACGACGUCAUAAUCUUAGUGAGAUGGCUAUCACGAAAUACGCCCGAGAAGGAUUAAAACAUCGAGAACUACAAAUGGCGAUUGCUUCGCAAAAAUUCGUAUCCGUUAAAGAAAUGCGUGAAGCAUGCGAGAACUUUUUACAAAAUUGCAUUAAGAUAAACGAAAAGCCUUUUCAUAAUGCGGGUGAAAGCGAACAAAGAAUACAAUCGUUCAUUAAGGCAAAGAAUGUUAUGUGUUACAAUUGUGGUAAGUCAGGGCACUUGUCAGUAAAUUGUGCAAGACUCCCAAAACGUCCUCGUUGUAUAGAUUGUAAUAAGGUGCACCCCAAAAAUGAACAGCAAAAUUGCGGAAAACCAUCAGCUUUCGUGCGAAAAACAAAUAUUAUCGACAAUAAAUUUCUUAAGAAAAUAACGAUUGGUGGCAAGCAAGCCAUUGCAUUUAUUGAUACUGGAAGCGAAUGUAAUAUGGUCCGGUUAACAUUUGCCAACGAUAUUGGUGGUACGCGCAGCAAAAACCUACUUACCAUCGGUGGAUUCGGUGGUAGUAUAGAACGAUCUGAGAUACAAAUCGAUACGGAUUUGAAAAUCGAUGAGGUUGAAAAACCGUUGACUUGCACGUCUUCAAAGAUUUUCAAAUUCGAAGACAAAGUAAAAACGACGUGUAAAAUUAAUAAACUUAGUCCAAUAACGGAAGAUGACGUGUGUAUGGACACUGUAAAUUCAGGUUCUAAGGGAAAGCUGUUAGAGGUGAUGAAUGAAUUCCGAGAAUGUUUCGCUACAGCUCCGUCUGAAUCAAGUUAUGCGAGUCCAAUGUUGCUUGUGAAGAAAAAGAAUGGCGAACAUCGACUUUGCGUGGACUACCGUCGGAUUAAUCAAUUCACUCGAAAAGAAUGCUACCCAAUGCCCAAUAUCGAAGAAAGUUUACAAGAAGCAACGAAGUAUCGAAUCCACAUAUCGUUAGAUCUUAACUGUGGUUAUUAUCAAAUUCCUAUAGAACGUAACAGUCGUAAAUAUACUGCAGUUGAGGUUCCUGAUGGUCUAUACGAGGUUAAACGGAUGCUGUUCGGGCUGAAGAACGCACCAGUCCUGUUUCUACAAUUGAUGGCGAAAAUUAAAACGCGCUUGGAACCCAGCGAUAUGAUUCACUACAUGGACGAUAUGCUUGUCGGCGGCAACGAUGAAGAAGAACUUCUCGGAAAUUCAGAAGUGGGAUCCAACGGGAUAACGCCGGGUGAAAUCAAGACCGAAGUCAUAAGAAAUUUCAGCAUGCCUACAACGCAAACAGAGGUAUGGCGCUAUUUAGGGUUAACGGGAUAUUUCCGCAAGUUUAUACCAGGCUACGCAAUUAUAUCCGAACCGUUGCGACAAUUACUUAAGAAAAACGCCGUCUUUAAAUGGGCAGAUCAACAAACAAACGCCUUUUUGAGUCUAAAUGAAGCACUAACAACCGGACCAGUAUUAACGGGCUACCGAGUGGAAGCUGAUCAUCAAGUGCAUACAGACGCGAGUGCCAUCGGACUCGCAGGUGUUUUACUCCAAAAUGACAACGGAGAUUGGAAGCCGGUGGCGUACUUUAGUCGAUCUACCACACCGCUGAAAAGGAAAUAUCACAGUUACGAAUUAGAAACGCUUGCAGUUGUCGAAUCUGUGGACCGCUUCAAAUAUAACAUCUAUGGAAAGUCGUUUACGGUCAUUACCGAUUACAAUGCUGUAAAAUUGGCCAUGCAGAAGCGAGAAAUGAUACCUCGUAUAGCCAGAUGGUGGCUUCGUAUCCAAGACUAUGACCUCAUCAUCAAACAUCGAAGCGAGCAACGAAUGACGCACGUCGACGCACUAAGUCGUAUGCCUAACGAAGACGGUUGCGAUCUUGAGGAAGCGACUUUGCGAGUCUGGAAGGCGGAAAUAACUGAGGCAGAUUGCCUUUACAGUAUGCAAUUACAAGAUAGCAAACUUCAACAAGUCGUAAUGAAAAUUGAGGAGAAGGAUGCACACAUUAUUGACGACUAUAAAAUAAUUAACGGACGACUGUACAAACGGUAUAAAAACCAACGGUAUAAUACCAAAGGCUUUGCGAUGGAAGGUGACACAUGA